AUGUACACCCAAUACAAGCUAUUGGAUCUGGUGGAGGGGAAGGAGAAGAUGCCGGAGGUCGCGGAGCAGAAAGGAGCGUGGAUGAAGCGAUCGUUCUACGCAUACAUGCUCAUGGUGCAAGCGGUUGGCGGGCGACAACUUGACCAUAUCAAGGACCUUUUGGCGAUCAACCUCAACUCUCAGCAGCCCCAGUGGAGCGUAAAUUACAUUCGCGCGCGCAUCCUAGAGGAGGACUUGCAGCGGCGGAGUGUGGAGCGCUUGGAGGAGGGGGCUGGUUAUGGAGUUGAAGGUGGAAAGAGCGGCUUCAAGAUGAAGUGGAGGUGUGCUUCUACUGCAAGUAGCGCGGACAUCAUUGGCGGAAUUGCUACCAACGACCCAAGGAUUGGACCCCGCCUUCAUCAAGCAACCAGCGUGGUGGCACGUGGAGUGGGGGAAUCAUGGGAGCUAGUGGAGGGGAGAAGGAGAAGGAGAAAGGCAGCAAAUCUGAGGAGCGGAAGGUCGGGUUCUUCUUCUUCGUGA
Molecule: messenger RNA, 519 nt
Organism: Closterium sp. NIES-65
Lineage: Eukaryota; Viridiplantae; Streptophyta; Zygnematophyceae; Desmidiales; Closteriaceae
Source: the annotation of a GenBank genome assembly